Molecule: messenger RNA, 3333 nt
Organism: Aspergillus tanneri
Lineage: Eukaryota; Fungi; Ascomycota; Eurotiomycetes; Eurotiales; Aspergillaceae
Product: putative nonsense-mediated mRNA decay protein (Nmd5)
Exons: 9
Coding region: 1-3333 (1110 amino acids)
Biological process (GO): protein import into nucleus
Cellular component (GO): cytosol; nuclear envelope
Molecular function (GO): small GTPase binding
Source: RefSeq, a predicted model, not a curated record
AUGGAUGUCUCAGCUCUUCGGGACCGUAUACAGUCGACGCUUGAUGUGAAUGCGGAUAAUCGACGACAGGCGGAAUUGGAUCUAAAAUAUGCUGAGACUCAACCGGGCUUCAUAAAUGCGCUGUUGGACAUUCUCCAGGGGGAACAGAACAAUGCUGUCCAACUUUCGGCCGGCGUCUACCUGAAGAACCGAAUUAAUCGUGGCUGGUCCCCCGUUGAAGAAAGCCCGCUGCGAACCCCUAUCCCAGAGGAUGAGAAACCCGGGUUUCGAGAGAGGUUAAUUCCGGCGUUGGCAUCGACACCGCCCAAUGUUCGCGCACAGCUUGUUCCUCUUCUCCAGAAAAUCCUUCAGCAUGAUUUCCCGGAACAGUGGCCAGGAUUUUUGGAUAUCACCCUCCAACUCUUGGGAACCAAUAAUGCAAACUCGGUCUACGCAGGCCUGCAAUGUCUGUUAGCCAUUUGCCGCGUGUACCGGUUUAAGGCGGGAGAAAAGAGAGAGGAAUUCGAUAAGAUCGUCGAGCAUUCGUUCCCUCAACUUCUGAACAUCGGAUUGAAGUUGGUCGAUGAAGAGAGCUUGGAAGCAGCGGAGAUGCUUCGGAUUGUCGUGAAGUCAUACAAGCAUGCUAUCUAUUUCGAGCUUUCGCCAUUCUUGCAAACACAGCAAGCCACUGUUGAUUGGUGCACACUGUUCUUGAGGAUUAUUGCCAAGGAACCUCCUGCCAGCGCCAUGCUAGAGUCUAAGGAGGAGAGAGAACUGAACCACUGGUGGAAGUGUAAGAAGUGGUCUUACGCUAAUUUGAACCGCCUCUUUAUCAGAUAUGGAAACCCAACAACAAUGACAAAGUCCAGCACCCCUGACUACACACAAUACGGAAAAGCCUUUACCACGACGUUUGCCCCGGAGAUUCUCAAGGGUUAUCUACAAGAGAUUGACAAGUGGGUUUCCAAGGGCCAGUGGCUUAGCAACCCAUCACUCGCCUACACUCUGGUUUUCCUGGAGGAAUGCGUUAAGCCAAAGGCGAUGUGGGAUCAUCUCAAGCCGCACAUGGACAAUCUGGUCGCCCAUUUCAUCUUUCCCAUUCUAUGCCAAUCUGAUGAGGACAUUGAAUUGUUCCAGACUGACCCAUCCGAGUACCUUCACCGGAAACUGAACUACUACGAGGAGGUUUCGGCGCCUGAUGUCGCAGCUACGAAUUUCUUGGUUGCUCUCACGAAGAAUCGUAAGAAGCAGACCUUCUCGAUUCUCACGUUUGUCAAUGGUGUCGUCAGCAAGUAUGAAGCUGCUCCAGAUGACCAGAAGCAGCCAAGGGAGAAGGAAGGUGCUUUGCGGAUGAUUGGCUCUCUUGCUUCUGUCAUUCUGGGGAAGAAGAGCCCCAUCGCUGAUCAGGUUGAAUACUUCUUUGUCCGGCACGUUUUCCCUGAGUUCCGAAGCCCCCAUGGUUUCCUUCGGGCUCGUGCGUGCGAUACCCUGGAGAAAUUCGAGCAGCUUGACUUCCAGGAUCCGAACAACCUCAUGAUCAUCUACCGGAACAUCCUUGAAUCGAUGACAGACUCUGAACUCCCUGUCCGGGUUGAAGCGGCCCUUGCAUUGCAGCCUCUAAUCCGCCAUGACAUCAUCAGGACCUCCAUGCAGCAGAACAUUCCGCAAAUCAUGCAACAGUUGCUUAAGCUGGCCAAUGAGGUGGACGUGGAUGCAUUGGCUAAUGUCAUGGAAGAUUUUGUGGAGGUCUUCUCCGCUGAACUCACACCAUUUGCUGUGGCGCUCAGCGAGCAGCUACGUGACACUUAUAUGCGAAUUGUUGGUGAGCUCCUGGAAAGGAAUGCUGCCAAGGGCGAUGAGGAUACAUAUGGUGAUUUCCUAGAUGACAAGAGCAUCACGGCUUUGGGGGUUCUGCAAACUAUCGGAACCCUUAUCCUCACCCUUGAGAGCACUCCGGACGUGCUCCUGCACCUCGAGACGAUUCUCAUGCCUGUGAUUAGCAUCACUCUUGAGAACAAGCUGUAUGACCUCUACAACGAGGUCUUUGAGAUCAUCGACAGCUGCACAUUUGCUUCCAAGUCUAUCUCCCCUACGAUGUGGCAAGCGUUUGAACUCAUCCACAAGACCUUCAAAGCAGGCGCAGAGCUAUAUUUGGAAGACAUGUUGCCCGCACUUGACAACUAUGUGGCCUAUGGUUCUGAGAUGAUGGUCCAAAACCCGGCCUACUUGGAAGCUGUUGUUGGCAUGGUCCAAGACAUCUUCCGCGAUGAGAAGGUCGGUGGAGUGGAUCGGAUAUGCGGUUGCAAGCUAGCAGAGACCGUGAUGCUCAACCUACGCGGUUGUAUCGACCAGUAUAUUCCGAUUUUCAUUGAGCUAGCGAUGCGGGUCAUUGACGGCGGUGACACAAAGACAAAGUCAUACCGAAUUCACCUGAUGGAGAUGGUGAUUAAUGCUAUAUACUACAACCCGGUCCUGGGUCUUCAGGUUCUGGAGUCCAAUGGCUGGACGAACAAGUUCUUCAGCACCUGGUUCUCGAAUAUUGACAACUUCAGACGUGUGCAUGAUAAGAAAUUGUCGAUUGCUGCCAUUAGCUCACUAUUGACGCUGAAGGCUGGGGAUGUCCCCGCGAGCGUGCAACAAGGUUGGCCCCGAUUGCUCCAAGGCGCUGUCCGGCUCUUCCAGACAUUACCUGCCGCUAUUAAGAAUCGCGAGGAUGCAACGAAAGAAUCUGAUUUCACUUUUGAUGACGAGGGUGAUGAGGUUGAUGAAGGUAAUGACUGGGAUGGUGAGGUUGAGUGGACGGACCAGGAUGAAGCCGAGUGUGGUCCUGAGGGCGAUAUCCCCGACGAGAGUGCUGCAUAUCUCGAUUUCCUGAACAAGGAGGCCCAGAAAUUUGGUUCGUUCGCCGACGACGAUGACGACGAUGACUUAGAUGAAGAGAGUUUGCUUGAGACCCCCUUGGAUAAAAUUGAGCCCUAUGGCUUGUUCAAGCAAGUCUUCUUGAACCUUCAGCAGGAACAACCGCAACUGUAUGACAACUUGACGGAGAUCCUGAAUUCGGAGGAAAAGCAGGUGAUUGAGGCUGUUUUCCACGAGGCGGAUGCGAAGGCUUUGGCUAGUGCCGAAGCUGCCGUCUCCCAGGCGAAUGGUCGUGAAUCAACCGCCCCAGAGCGUCAGACAGCCGCUCAGCUGGCUCCUCUGGCAUCAGGGAGAUACGAUCCCCGACACCAAAGCACGUUGCGACAGGCUGCUCCUCAGGAGCCAGAGGACCAACUUCGCCGGUUGGAGAGUAAUCCGAAGCAUAUCUUGGAGGAUAUCGAGGCGUGGAAGUUUCGGAAGGGGCCGGGGAAUUAA